AUGAUAAAAAUUAUUUUAAUAUCAAAAUACAACAGUGAAAAUGUACUACAUUCUCAUUUAACAAGAUCAUCUACAAUAUUUUCUAUUAAAGAUAAGUUAUUAUACAGGAAUGAUAAAAUACUUUGUAAAGUAAAUUACAAGGCUAUUAUAAAAGGUAAUAGAUUAUUUAUAUUUAGAAAUAAUAUUAUUGAAGAAUACAUUAUUAAACAAAAAAAGACUACAAAAAAAUUGGUAGAUAGUAAAUUUGAAAAGCUUUUUACAUCACCAAUUACUUUUUAUGAUAAUAUAUAUAAUGAAUCUUAUGAGUAUCAUAAACAUAAUAAAGAGAUACAACCCAAUAUUUAUGACAAAGAUAAUUUAAAUUUGUCUAUCUUUAGUAAUUUUGAACAUACAAUAAAUUUAAGAGAUUAUAAUUUUUUAUGUAAUUUUAAUAAGAUUGAGAUGUACAAAUCUGCAGUAAUUAAAGAUACAGAUAUUUUUUAUUAUAAUAAUAAGAUACAUUUUUUAUAUCUAACAUACUUAGUAACUUUACCAUGCAAUGAUAUUAUCUAUAAAUUUACAAUUUAUAAAAAUAAGAAGACAAAUAACAUUUAUGAAAUGAUUUAUAAAUCUAUAAAUAAUAAACAUAAAAGUAUAUACAAGAUGUAUAUUAUAAUAAGUAUAAUAGAACAUACUAAAGUAAAUAUAAAUAAUCCAGAGAUAAUAAAAUUACUACAUGAAAUAUGUGUUUACAAAUCAAAUAUAAUUGAAUUUAUUAAUUAUAAACAGUUUUAUACACCAAUAUUAAUUGAUUUAUAUAGAAAGACAAAUGGAUUAUUUCCAUAUAAAAAUUUUAUAAAUGAUCUAAUAAAAAAUACAGAUAUUUAUAAUGAAGUGUCAUUAUGUGAUAUAAAAAAGAUAGUUAUACUUCAUACAGAAUUAUCUUAUAUUUUUAUAAAAAAAUGUAUUUUAGAAAAUAGAGAGUGGGAAAUUUGUAAAAUUAUAAAAAUACUUAGAAAUAAUCAAGAAAUUGAUAAAGUCAUAGACAUUUUACUAGAAAAUAAUUGUUUGUAUUUACUCAGUAAGAUUAUUAAAAUUGAUAUACAACCAAUAAUGAAGAUAGAAAAAUAUGUAAUGGAAAGUUAUAAAAAACAGAUAUAA
Vairimorpha ceranae is the source of this 1140-nucleotide messenger RNA. RefSeq lists its product as hypothetical. The transcript has a single exon. The record is from RefSeq and is a predicted model, not a curated record. NCBI's taxonomy places the organism in Eukaryota, Fungi, Microsporidia, Nosematidae. Bases 1 to 1140 code for a protein of 379 amino acids.